Thecamonas trahens ATCC 50062 is the source of this 1182-nucleotide messenger RNA. RefSeq lists its product as uncharacterized. The coding region runs from base 1 to 1182 and encodes 393 amino acids. The record is from RefSeq and is a predicted model, not a curated record. NCBI's taxonomy places the organism in Eukaryota, Apusomonadida, Apusomonadidae. The transcript is spliced from 2 exons.
AUGUCGGCCACAUCGGCGCAGCACUACAGCCAGCGGACGACGCAGCUGCUGAGCCACGCAGCGACGCUUGGCGUGAGCGUACCGCGGACCGAGGGUGCUUUCUCGUCGGUCUUGUCCUCGUGGGCGGUCGACGCCACCAGCGCCGUGGGUGGGCAGCGGCUGCGGGCGUCGGACCUGCGUACGCUGCCGUCGCCAACCCACUCCCCCGGCUACUCUGUGGCACAGGCACGGUCGCUGCGGGCGACUCGCGAAGCUAGCCAGCGCGAGCUUGAGCGCGGGGCCACCGUGGCUCUGGCCCGGUCGCGGCUGCUGCGGUCACGGUCGCGGUCGCCGACCCGAACCACUGUCGGCUACGGCUCGCUCCUAUCGCACCAGCGGACGCGGACGCUUUCGCCUGUCCGCGGCGCACAUCCAGCCGGAUCGGGGCUGACGGCGCCGCUUCCUGCUGCCGCCUUCCGCUAUUCGAGUGCGUCCUCACCGUCGCGGCGCUCGCCGGCUCCCGCCCUGCCGCCGCGACCAAGCUCGACGCUCCCACCAUCGCCAGACCGUGUUGUUGACUCGCUCACCCGCAUCAUUUCCGAGCAGCGCCACAUCAUUUCACAGCAAGAACAGGAGCUCGUUGCAUUGCGGCGGCUUGUUCGUGAGCAUGGUAUCUCGGUCAUCCCGACUGUGAUCGCAGGGACUGACCGCCCAGCCAACUCUAUUGUUGACUUGCCUGUUGACGACCUAGUGGACGAGCUUGCUCCUGUCCCGAUCGUUGCCCCUGUUGCCAUCACCAUCGGCACAGCCCCCUCAAUUGACGCCGCCUUUGCCUCCAUUCCAGUCCACGAUGACGGCUACAUCUCCCCGGCCACUCUUCAAACCGUUCUCGUCAACGCCCUCGGCUACCGUGCCGGUGACGCCGAGGUCGAAGCCGACGAGCUCACCGCCGACGGCCUAACACGCACUGACCUGCAAGACAUGCUCGCUUGCGUCUUUGAGGACGACUUCGCCAAGCUCACCGCACUCGCCUCCAUCGACUGGGCUGCUGCCGCCGCCGACCGCGCCGCUGCCAAGACUGACAUCGAGAUUCAUCUCGUCACCGCCGACGGCACAGUCCUUGAGGGCGAGUCGGUCAUGAACCGCCCGCCGCCGCCGGCUGUUCCGCCGCCGCCGCUCGACGACACUCAUCUCCACCUCUGA